GUGAAUUUCGCAAGUUUCAAUAUAGUUCAAUAUCAGGCCUUCUAGGCAACAUAUUACCACCUCAGUCAGUUUUCGGCAAACACAUAGUGAAAUAUUUAAGAAGUCAGGCCAGUUGUGAAAACAUUGAGUUUAAAAUGAGGAGUUUUUGUGUAUUCGCUAGUGCUUUGCUGGUCCUGGCAGCUAGCGUUAAUGCCGCUAGUUUGAACCCAAGUGCACGCGCUGCCGACAAUGAGUUGUACAGUCGCUUUUUGUGCCGGAAUAAACCGAAUGGCUUCACGUCAAUGGUGCCCGGCAGUUGUACAAGCUACUACAAGUGUUAUAAUGGUGCGAGCCUACAAAUCGAUUGUCCCUACUACUAUGAUGGUGUGAGAAAUAUGUGUGUCGAUCGUAAUCCAGGUUGUGUUGAAGAUCUGGCUAAGUUACCAGCCCAAUCAAAACUUCUUGGUGCUGCACCAUGUAACGGCGUUGUUAAGGGUUAUGUUGUAGGUGCAAAUCAGGCAGAAUGGUAUCAGUGUUUAAAUGGUGCUGUGGUGAAUUCGGGCGUUUGCCCCAGUGGUCAGGAGUAUAAUUUGGUAUUAUUGCAAUGUGAUACAGCGUCUUUAUGCGGUGGAGCUAAUCAACCACCAUGCAGUGGAAAUGUUGUAACAACACCACCACCUUGUACAACGACAACUACAUGUGCACCAAUAACCACACCCACGACUACUACCUGUAAACCAACAACCACAACAACUUGUCCACCAACAACGACUACAACUUGUCCACCAACAACCACAACAACGACAACGAGAAGGCCACCAAUAACAACCACAACCACAUGUCCACCAACAAUAACAACAACGACUACUACGCGUCCACCAACAACCACAACCACUUGUCCACCAACAACGACUACAACUUGUCCACCAACAACCACAACAACGACAACGAGAAGGCCACCAAUAACAACCACAACCACAUGCCCACCAACAAUAACAACAACGACUACUACGCGUCCACCAACAACCACAACAACGACUACUACAUGUCCACCAACAACCACAACAACUUGUGCACCAAUAACAACCAAAACAACGACACCACCGACAAGGCCACCAACAAAUUCGACAACUCCGUGCAUAACAAUGACAAUAACCACAACUACUUGUACUACAACAACAAUAAAACCAGUACCAUGCACAAGGACAACACCACCAUGCACAACAAAACCGCCAUGCACAACAACUCCAUGCCCAACAAUAACAACAACGACUACUACCUGUGCACCAACAACCACAACCACUUGUGCACCAACAACGACUACAACUUGUCCACCAACAACCACAACAACGACAACGAGAAGGCCACCAAUAACAACCACAACCACAUGUCCACCAACAAUAACAACAACGACUACUACGCGUCCACCAACAACCACAACUACUUGUGCACCAACAACGACUACAACUUGUCCACCAACAACCACAACAACGACAACGAGAAGGCCACCAAUAACAACCACAACUACAUGUCCACCAACAAUAACAACAACGACUACUACCUGUGCACCAACAACCACAACCACUUGUGCACCAACAACGACUACAACUUGUCCACCAACAACCACAACAACGACAACGAGAAGGCCACCAAUAACAACCACAACCACAUGUCCACCAACAAUAACAACAACGACUACUACGCGUCCACCAACAACCACAACAACGACUACUACAUGUCCACCAACAACCACAACAACUUGUGCACCAAUAACAACCAAACCAACGACACCACCGACAAGGCCACCAACAAAUUCGACAACUCCGUGCAUAACAAUGACAAUAACCACAACUACUUGUACUACAACAACAAUAAAACCAGUACCAUGCACAAGGACAACACCACCAUGCACAACAAAACCGCCAUGCACAACAACUCCAUGCCCAACAAUAACACCACCAUGUCCACAAAGCGUAAAAUACUUAAACAACGAACCACACCAAGCGCCAGUCGAAAAAAUACAACCUAACAUAUAUGUACGACCAUCUCAGCAAGCCGUCCGACCCAUAUCUGUCUUACCACCACAAUCCCAUCAAUCUAAUAUGGAUUUAUAUAUAAAAUACGUUUGUCAAGGUAAACCAACCGGUUUCAUGUUACCCUCAUUGAGAAGCUGCAACGAAUACUACAUUUGCCGUAACGGUCAUGCACUGAAAGCCAGUUGUGGCAAUGCAUAUUUCAACGCUAUGAAGGGACAAUGUGAUUUACCUGAAAACAGCGGUUGCAUACAACCAUACCAGCAAUUACAUUGAAAUUUGAAACUUUGACAUGAACUAUAAAUGCCAAUUCGCAAGCAAAUAUGACGAAAGGAGAGAAACGAUAAUGUAACGUAUAGUAAUUAUAUUAUACUUAAAUAAAUACAUACAUGUAAAUGUGUAUAGAAAAUCUAAAUAUAAAUAAUAUAAAUAUUAUUGAGCAAGCAAUUCAUGAGAAUGUAAACAAA
Zeugodacus cucurbitae (melon fly) is the source of this 2479-nucleotide messenger RNA. RefSeq names its product mucin-2. Gene Ontology annotation, cellular component: extracellular region. The coding region runs from base 135 to 2288 and encodes 717 amino acids. The transcript has 2 exons. The record is from RefSeq and is a predicted model, not a curated record. Gene Ontology annotation, molecular function: chitin binding. Lineage: Eukaryota; Metazoa; Arthropoda; Insecta; Diptera; Tephritidae.